AUGGCAGUCGACAUGAACAAGCUCGCCGCCCUAACAGGCUACACCCCCGGCAGCGCGGGCUUCACCAUGGGCAAGAUCAAGCGCAAGCUCAAGAACAAGACCGCCGGCAUCUCCGAGGACAGUCCUGCUGCAAAGUCAGCUCGUGGACGUCCCAGAACCGCUACCACGUCCACACCCAAGAAGAGGGGUGCGACUGCCGCUCCAACCUCCGCCUCCAAGCGCCGUGCCCGCCAACCUACUUCCUCCCCCUCUCACUCCGAUGCCAACGACGACGAUGACGAUGACUUCGGCCUCGGUGGACCCAAAGUCAAGAAGGAAGAGCCUGCCUUUGACGACGGCUUCGAUCUCGUGGAGGAAGAUGUCUCCGCUCGUGAUGCCAGGGGCGUGAGCUACGGUUUCCUGGAUGGCAUGGAGACUUUUAGUGGUGCUGCUAAGGGAUCGGGAAGGAAUGCGUCGAACGGGUACCGUGCUGUGCAGUUGGAGGAGGAGGGUGAGUAG
Alternaria ventricosa is the source of this 498-nucleotide messenger RNA. RefSeq lists its product as uncharacterized. NCBI's taxonomy places the organism in Eukaryota, Fungi, Ascomycota, Dothideomycetes, Pleosporales, Pleosporaceae. The record is from RefSeq and is a predicted model, not a curated record. The transcript has 2 exons. The coding region runs from base 1 to 498 and encodes 165 amino acids.